AUGCAGACUGCUUCUACAAACAUUUGUGAAAGACUGUGCAACACGUCCAUCUGUGAAAUUUCCUUGCUACUAAAUAUUCCACUGUCAACCAUUAGUGGUAUUAUAACAAAGUGGAAGAAACUGGGUACAACAGCAAAGUGGAAGACCAUGUAAAAUGACAAAGUGAGGUCAGUACAUGUUGAAGCGCACAGUGUCCAGAAGUCUCCAACUUUCGGCAGAGUCAAUAGCUAAAGACCUCCAAACUUCAUGUGGCCUUCAGAUUAGCACAACAAAAGUGCGUAGAGGGCUUCAUGGAAUGGGUUUCCAUGGCAAAGCAGCUGCAUCCAAGUCUUACAUCACCAAGUGCACUGCAAAGCGUCGGAUGCAGUGGUAUAAAGCACACCACCACUGGACUCUA
Messenger RNA from Staurois parvus, 397 nucleotides. Lineage: Eukaryota; Metazoa; Chordata; Amphibia; Anura; Ranidae. The record is from the annotation of a GenBank genome assembly.